GAGGUCCGCAUUUACAGGAAACAGAAAUGAAAGUAAAAGUGCGAGAUCUCUGGGCGCUUGCCUGGUUUCGAAGCUGUGUUGAGUUGGGGGACAGGAGACGGUGGAACACUGGCUCAGUCGCUGCUCGCUGGAGAUGGAGUUUCUGUUUUAUAAACUGCCCCUCAUCCUCAGCGUCUGCUCAGUCCCAGCAUUGAGCGAUGGCGGUCUCUCUGAGAAUAUUGGCACUCUGGUUGACUGCUGGUUUGUGGAAGAAGGUGGUGGAAAGAACAGCUUCCCCAGUUCCAUUACCCAGGAACCAGCCACCCUGCUCCUUCGCCACAUCCCAUAUGAGGAUGGAGAGCUUCCAGAACUUCCUGCCAACCUGCCCCUGCCAUCUGAGCUGAAGCCCGGCUGGUUCUUCGAAGUGAGAGAUUACUCACGGAUCACGGCCCACCCCGGGUUUAGGGAACCGAGAAGCCCGAAGGAGAAGCCGUACUGCGAGAUUAAUAAGUAUGGCCCGCAGGAUUCUCACGUCUCCUGGGCCUCCCGCCUGACCAAAGAUGAAAAGACUCCAGCCUAUCAGUCCAGCUCCUGGUUCUGCAGCCACCUCCGCACUUUCGACCUGUCCUUCAGUGUGGCCAGUGUCCAUCGGGUCACCUCAGGCCUCAGGGAGAAGGAUCUUCUCUCUCCGCUUCACACCUCAGUCGUCCUGAAUGUCUUCACCCGCACACCAAGCGUGAAGACAGGGCUGAAGCGUGAUGUCCUCCUGGACUGCGGUUUCACCAUGGACAGGCAGACCGGCUUUGCCAUCGAGUGGCGUUACCAGUUCAAGGGGAGCGGGCACCUGGUUUACGCCUACAAUGGCGCCCAGGAUCGAGUGGACUUGGCACAGGCGGGCACCGAAAUGUUCUUUUACGAGGCGCACAGUCGGGGAAACGCCUCACUCUUGAUCCGGAACGUGGAAAUGAGGCAUGAAGGGAGCUACAUCUGCACGGUCUACAUGCCGAACCUCCACGCUCAGCAAUCCAUGGACCUCGAGAUCACAGAGCCCCCCAAGGUGACAAUGAGCCCCGAUCCCCUGGACCUGGUGCCCGGGCGGGAGCAAACGGUGAUCUGUGAUAUCAGCUCCUACUACCCACUGGACGUGACGGUCAGCUGGACGAGGAAGAGGGCCGCUGGGAACAGUAGCUCCGAGCCCGUCGCCAACAGCGUGCUGAGUGGCCACCGGCAGAACCCGGACGGCACCUACAAUAUGAGCAGCUACAUCACCGUGCAACCAUCCUGGGAGGACCACCACUCCGUCUACACAUGCCACAUCAGCCACGUUUCCGUCAAGACCCCUAUCCGAAAGAGCAUCACCUUAAACGUCGCAGGAGCGUCUGGUCCUUCCAUGGAUGAUGUGAUCGGCAUGUUACUGUGCUCGUUUGUUCUGUACGGGACGUUAAAAUUCCUCCACUGGGUGUUCAGCGAGAAAGUUUAUCCUUUGGUCUUUGGAUCAGCAGAAGAAGCAGCAAAGGUGAAAAGUAACUGAACCCACAGACUGUAAUCAGAGAGGAGCUGGAGAACUGUCGGUGUCAUUAUGAUGGGGGCUAGUGAAUCCUCUCUGUUCUGACCAGGCAAUUUUCUGUGCUACAGCAGUACCCCACAUUAUUCCUGUUUCAUCUUGUGUUUGUUUUUUUAUCCCUGUGCUUUUCCAGAAGCUUGGUAGACGUGAUUGUGUAAAUAAUUCUCUAAAAUUUGCAUUGAAGGUUGAAAUCGCUAGUUAAAAAUCAUUUGGGCCCCUCAGUAAAACCCUGUUAGGAAGGCAAAAUUCCUGUACAUUCUGGUGAUGGUGUUGCUGAGGUCUCUGUGUAUAUUGUAGAGACUCUGUAAACACACAGUGGAAUAUUGCUGAGAUCUCUGUAUAUUAUAGAGACUCUGUAAACACACAGUGGAAUAUUGCUGAGAUCUCUGUACAUAUUAUAGAGACUGAGUAAACACACAGUGGAAUAUUGCUGAGGUCUCUGUACAUAUUAUAGAGACUGAGUAUGCACACAGUGGAAUAUUGCUGAGAUCUCUGUACAUAUUAUAGAGACUGAGUAUGCACACAGUGGAAUAUUGCUGAGAUCUCUGUACAUAUUAUAGAGACUCUGUAAACAUACAGUGGAAUAUUGCUGAGAUCUCUGUACAUAUUAUAGCGACUGAGUAAACACACAGUGGAAUAUUGCUGAGAUCUCUGUACAUAUUAUAGAGACUGAGUAUGCACACAGUGGAAUAUUGCUGAGAUCUCUGUAUAUUAUAGAGACUCUGUAAACACACAGUGGAAUAUUGCUGAGAUCUCUGUAUAUAUUAUAGAGACUGAGUAUGCACACAGUGGAAUAUUGCUGAGAUCUCUGUAUAUAUUAUAGAGACUCUGUAAACACAAAGCAGGAAGAUUUUGGUCUCAUUGUUGAGAGUGAACUCAUGGAAACCUGUCUGAAGGAGUAUGCACGGAUGGUAGUCCUGCUGCUCAGAGACUUGAUAAGAUGUGAAUUAACCACGAGCGCUCGAAUGACUCGUUGGUCCCUUUGUGACUUCUGGCUAAGAAUGAGCAGACCGCAGCUUUACUGAACCCCGCUUUGUGUCCCUGAGAACUGAAAAACAGCGCUCAGUUCUGCUCCAGGUAACACCUAUCACUGUCUCCUAGUGUCGAGGAGAAACAUUCUGAGCCUAUAAUUCUUGUCUUGUGGCUCAUGGCUGUUAACAGCCAAAUGCCAAAGUAAAACUGUCCAUCUCAAUGUGCCCCCCCAACACUCCCCCUGAACAAUGCCACCUGAACCCAGUGCUAUCCUUUUCUACACUGAACAGAACAGAUCCACCUCCCCAAAUUCCAGGGACAUUUGCCUGUUGCAACUUCCAGCCAUUUACUGAUUAUUUCCACAAUCCUUUGCUGUUUGUUUCGUUUUCUGUCCGUCUCUGGACAGAUUUGUUUGAAAAUUUUGUAGACUUUUCAAUCGCGUAUGUCAAUGAGUGGGACUGUUUUGUUUGGAAUUAAAGUUUUUCCUCCGCCUCAGUCUGAAUUUUGCGAUAUGCAGUAGGCAGUAGAAAUAAAACCAGUCUAACUCCAAACCAAAACACAGCCAGAUUGUAAAGAAGGCCUCACACCUAACAUGCAUUGUCUGUCCUAAAAUAUCAGCUUUUCGUUGCAAUGAAAAAAACCUUUACUUCUCUCAAGGCAGUGGUUUGAAAGACUUUUGGGAAUUUUCAUAUAUGAAUGAAUCAAUUAAAACCUUCUAACUGAUUGAAGAUUUAACAGCAUCUUAGGUCUGCUUUAGCGUUCGUAUCAGUGAUGUGAACUCUCAGUCUUUUACUUCAUAACAUCUGUGCCACAUACCACCUCUCUCACUAACACCUAAGGGAGGAGCGACGCUCCGAAAGUUUGUGUUUUCAAAUAAACCUGUUGGGCUACA
Stegostoma tigrinum is the source of this 3407-nucleotide messenger RNA. RefSeq names its product tapasin-like. Bases 134 to 1510 code for a protein of 458 amino acids. Gene Ontology annotation, cellular component: membrane. The record is from RefSeq and is a predicted model, not a curated record. Gene Ontology annotation, biological process: antigen processing and presentation of endogenous peptide antigen via MHC class I. The transcript is spliced from 9 exons. NCBI's taxonomy places the organism in Eukaryota, Metazoa, Chordata, Chondrichthyes, Orectolobiformes, Stegostomatidae.